Messenger RNA from Amorphotheca resinae ATCC 22711, 475 nucleotides. RefSeq lists its product as hypothetical. Gene Ontology annotation, cellular component: autophagosome; fungal-type vacuole membrane; cytosol. Gene Ontology annotation, biological process: macroautophagy; cellular response to nitrogen starvation. The record is from RefSeq and is a predicted model, not a curated record. The transcript is spliced from 3 exons. Lineage: Eukaryota; Fungi; Ascomycota; Leotiomycetes; Helotiales; Amorphothecaceae. Gene Ontology annotation, molecular function: phosphatidylethanolamine binding. The coding region runs from base 110 to 475 and encodes 121 amino acids.
CACAAACUCUCAUUCGCACCAACCUCUCCCCAAUCUACCCAAUACACUUCCACUUCCCAUCUCACUAUCCUUCCUGCUCCCUCUCCGACUUACUCCUUCCACCGUCACCAUGCGAUCCAAGUUCAAGGACGAGCAUCCCUUCGAGAAGCGCAAGGCUGAAGCCGAACGCAUCCGUCAAAAAUACUCUGACCGUAUCCCCGUCAUCUGCGAGAAGGUCGAGAAGUCGGACAUCGCCACCAUCGACAAGAAGAAGUACCUCGUCCCCGCCGACCUGACCGUCGGCCAGUUCGUCUACGUAAUCCGCAAGCGCAUCAAGCUAUCGCCCGAGAAGGCCAUCUUCAUCUUCGUCGACGAGGUCCUACCCCCCACUGCCGCGCUCAUGAGCAGCAUCUACGAGGAACAUAAGGAUGAGGACGGCUUUCUCUACAUCUCCUACUCCGGCGAGAACACCUUCGGUGCCUUCGAGUCCGUCUAG